CCAAGGCUCAGCAUCCCCAGCAGGCCGCCGGCGUUCGUCAGGGGCUGCGAGCUGGCGGGGACGGACAGCAGGGACACGGUGGCCCUUGGGGGGACUUGUCCCCGCUGUCCCCUCGCGUCAUCGGCCACCGGGGGGGUGGGGUUCGUUUCGCAGCCAUCGAGGACGAAUACAGCGGCCCCAAGCUGGAUGGCGGCAAGGUGACGCUGGCUUUCAUGAAGGAGCUGAUGCAGUGGUACAAGGAGCAGAAGAAACUCCACAGAAAAUGUGCCUACCAGAUCCUGGUGCAGGUGAAGGAGGUGUUGGCCAAGCUCCCCACGUUAGUAGAAACGACGUUGAAAGAGGUGGGUGCCCCUCGCCGGGUGCCACCGGCGGGGCGUGUGCGGGGAGGCCGAAGUCCCCAAGCGGUGACAUUUCACCCCGGCUCAUCCCGAACGCAGACGGAGCAGGUGACGUCACCCCCACCCCCCCCACCCCCCUUUGUCCCCGACGUCCCGGUGACGCUGGCCUUCCCGCAGAACGGUCGCUCCGUCAGCAAGCGUGGGGUCAGCUGCCAAUUCGGUCCCGAUGUCACCAAGAGCUUCCUGGAGCGCAACCGCCUCGAUUACAUCAUCCGUAGCCACGAGGUGAAGCCCGAGGGCUACGAGGUGGCCCACGAUGGCAAAUGUGUCACCGUCUUCUCCGCCCCCAACUACUGCGACCAGAUGGGCAAUAAGGGCUCCUACAUCCACCUGCGAGGCAGCGACCUGCGCCCCGACUUCCACCAGUUCACAGCAGUGCGCCUGACGCCGUCCCCGCGGUGA
This is a messenger RNA of Nipponia nippon (crested ibis), 800 nucleotides long. The record is from RefSeq and is a predicted model, not a curated record. Lineage: Eukaryota; Metazoa; Chordata; Aves; Pelecaniformes; Threskiornithidae.